Messenger RNA from Antechinus flavipes (yellow-footed antechinus), 4656 nucleotides. RefSeq names its product SH3 binding domain protein 5 like (gene SH3BP5L). Lineage: Eukaryota; Metazoa; Chordata; Mammalia; Dasyuromorphia; Dasyuridae. The transcript has 6 exons. Gene Ontology annotation, cellular component: cytoplasm. Gene Ontology annotation, molecular function: protein kinase inhibitor activity. Gene Ontology annotation, biological process: negative regulation of protein tyrosine kinase activity; intracellular signal transduction. The record is from RefSeq and is a predicted model, not a curated record. Bases 1832 to 2995 code for a protein of 387 amino acids.
CGAGGUGCGGGCGGUAUUGGAGUGAUUACGCAUUUGUCCGGGGUUGUUUGAGAGAUAUUUUGGGGCUAGGAGUUGUUUGGCAGGAGGAGUAUGGGAUAGGGCGCUGAGUGAGAGUACUGGGGAAGAGAGGGGAAUUAAGCGUAGGAACCUAGGGGCUCGAAGUGUUGGAAGGAUCCUUUGGGCGUGGAAGAGGAGGGGUGGAAGGUGGGACCUAUAGCACCAAGGGAGAGAAGAAAGGCCAUUAAUGAUUGAGACAGGAGAGACGAAGGAAUGGUAGAGUGGAAGGGCCCCAAGAACAUCUAGUUCAACCAUUGCCUUAACGAAAAUCCAUGCAUGAACUCCCCAAGUGGUGUUCAUCCAAUACUGCCUUUGAAGACUUUUAUCGAGUGGAACCCCUACGCUAUAAAAUCAGUACAUUGCCACAUCCUUUCCUAUUCCCUGAGACAGCCCAGCCCAUUUUUGGAUAAUUCUAAUUUUUAGGAAGUUUAUCUUUAAAACUUUGCCCUUAUGACUUUCAUCACUGCUCCUAGUUUUGUUCUUUGAUGCCAAACAAAACAAGUCUAAUCCUAUUCUAAUCUAUGACAAAACUUCAAAAUUUGGAAGACAGUUAUCAUGUCUUUUCUUCUCCAGGCUAAACGUCCCUCUCUUCAUUCAGCUUAUCCUUAUGGAACAGUCUCAAAGCCUUUUACUAUACUUUACCAUCAGGUUCAUAAGAAGGCGGCUGGUAAAGGUCGAGGAGAAGAUCAGAGAGGAGGAAGGAGUCUGGUAAAAGGAUGAGAAAGCAAGGAGCUAGAGGAAAGGGGUAGGAAGAGAAAGAAGGUGAGAGCUUCUUCUCUUACUCUCUACCUCCAUUCCCUCCAGACAAGGAGGAACGAAUGAAGAGGGGUUUGGAAAAGAUAAGAGAUGGUUGGUAAUAACGUUAAAGAAAUUAUGUUAGCGAAAUAGGGAUGGAAUGCUUUAUUUGAAUAGGAAAGACAUAGGGAGAAGGAGGUGCAAUAUCUUCUGGUGUUGGAGAACUGGAGUAAAAGAACCACCUGGGCUAAUCUUGGGAAAGAGAAAAUUGGUUAAAAUCAGGAGCUCAGAAAAAAAGGGUAUGCAGAUGAGGAGGAGAUAGGACCCUUCAGAAAUGAGGAAGACCCUUCAAGGUUAGCAUUUUUGAGAAGAGAUAGGAAGGCUUCCAUUUGGUGGAUUUUUUUGGUUAGAGGAGAUUAGAGAGGAGGGGGAGUGGAAUAGAAAAUGGGAAUGGUAUGGAUUGAUGACCAUACAAAUGAAAGGAAGAAAUUAAAAGAGCAUUGGGUGAGAGUUGAGGGAGGAGAUUGGGACUCGAAAUGGCAUUUGGGGAGAAGACAUUGUUGGGGGCUCUGAAUAUCUGAUUUUAAUAUGUUUUUUAAUCUUUGCACUCUCCUCUCAGAAAUCUCCAGAGACCAAACCAGGGGUUUCUAUCUUUAUUUAGAUUUGACUUUAACACUCCAAACGCCACCUCAUCCUGGGGGCACCUUGCCUCUUUCCUACCUGAAUGGUGCUACUACUUGCUGGUCCAGGAUCCAGGCCUCUUUUAUUCCCUACCUCAGUGCUGGUGUUCCAAGUCUUUUCUAGUGGAAGGACCCUUACGAGGAAACAAGGACUUUCCUCUAGACAUUAUUUUGCUAAACUAAGAAACUUGUUUAUCAGUUUGAAUUUGUUUUAUCCUUUUUGAGGACUCAAGAGCCCUUGUACCUCCUUUCUUCAUCCUUUAAGGAGAAACUUCUCCUUAAUAGCUCUAGCUUGGGUCUCUGGUCCCAAUAUGCUAGUCUGUUUUUGUGAAUAGGACCUUGCCUAUUUCCUGGUUGGCAUGGCUGAGCCAAGACAGGUUCCAGGUGGCCGGGAGACUCCUCAGGGGGAGCUUCAGUCAGAGGUUGUUGACGAUGAGGCCCCUAGGAGUCCAAGUACAGAGGAAAUAAGAGGAGGAAGAAGCAGCAGUAGCAGUGAGACAAAGUUAUCUCCUAGAGAGGAGGAGGAACUGGAUCCUAGAAUACAGGAGGAGCUAGAACACCUGAAUCAGGCCAGUGAAGAAAUAAACCAAGUAGAACUACAACUAGAUGAGGCCCGGACCACAUAUCGGAGGAUCUUGCAGGAGUCAGCUAGAAAGCUCAAUACACAGGGCUCUCAUUUGGGAAGCUGCAUUGAUAAGGCCCGGCCAUAUUAUGAGGCACGGAGGCUGGCCAAGGAGGCACAGCAGGAAACACAGAAGGCUGCUCUGCGCUAUGAACGGGCUGUGAGCAUGCACAAUGCUGCUCGAGAGAUGGUGUUUGUGGCAGAACAAGGUGUCAUGGCUGACAAGAACCGGCUUGAUCCCACUUGGCAGGAGAUGCUUAACCAUGCCACUUGCAAGGUGAACGAGGCAGAGGAAGAACGUCUUCGGGGAGAGCGGGAACACCAACGAGUGACCAGGUUGUGCCAACAGGCGGAGGCUCGGGUACAGGCCUUGCAAAAAACUCUUAGGCGAGUCAUUGGCAAGAGCCGUCCAUAUUUUGAGCUUAAGGCCCAGUUUAACCAGAUAUUAGAGGAACACAAGGCCAAGGUGACUGGGCUGGAACAGCAAGUGUCUCAGGCAAAGACCCGCUACUCAGUUGCUCUGAGAAAUCUGGAGCAGAUCAGCGAGCAGAUCCAUGCCCGUCGCAGGGGUUUGCCCCAAGACCCAGUCCGCAGGCGUUCUUCCCCUGUAGGGGCUGAGGCUGGACCUGAGAGUGGGGAUAGUGGAGACGUCAGGGUUGAGGGAGCAGAGGGUGGGUAUCUGGAUGAGAGGGGGACUCUGGAGCCUGGCCCUGCCCCUGAUACCUUGAGUCUCCUAAGCCUUCGCACAGUUGCUUCCGACCUCCAGAAAUGUGAUUCAGUGGAGCACUUGCGGGGCCUCUCAGACCAUGCCAGCUUGGAUGGUCAGGAGCUAAGUUCUGAGGGGGGUGGAGAUCAAGGGAGUGGGAGUCGAGGUCGUCACCAACGAAGCAUUAGCUUAUAGCCCUCGCUUUCCCAAAGAUCUGGAAGCGUCUCCCCUUUUUGUCCCUGUUAUCACUCAGGAGUUCUUGCAGACUUUUUUGGUCCUUUUUCCUUUGAGUGCUUCUUCUCCUUUAUUUUGAAAAGCCCCUUAUAUCUAUUUCCUCUGUCUCUGUGAUAGUCUUUUUUUUUUUUUUUUUUCACUGUCUCAUGCACCUGUCUCUUUUUCACUGAUGGUUUUACUUCUUUCUUAUUCUGAGAGGCUGCUCUCAUCACUCUUUCUUAACUUCUAUAUAUCAUUUUCUGUCUUCUUCCCUCUUCAUGUUUUUUUCAUCUUUUCAUCUUUUAUCAUUUUUGUCUGUCUUUCGCUCUAUCCAGAGAGACAGGAAGUUGACCAGAGGAAUACUAUUCAUAGAAGCUCGAGUUGUUCUCAUUUUCUUUACUUCCUUAGCCUGGUUCUAACACCUUCUAUAGGUAUCAUUCCUCUCUUUGAGGUUCUCUUAAUAAGACCUCUAGUGCUGCUGGACCCUACUGGGAAUUCAUAUAUUUUUUGCUCUGCCCCAAACUGUCUCAGUUGCAACCUUACAUUAUAAGUUCAUUUACUCAAGAUGCCUUUUCCCUAAUUUUUAAUGGCUAUUAUAUAACUCAAAAAAAGUCAGAUCUUGUAGGAUAAUGGGGUAUAAAUCUGAGAUUUAUUUCUAACUCUUAUCCUCCCUCCCUAAUCCAUAUUAGCAGUGAGUGACUAGGUUUCCAGGCCACUAAUGGUCCAUGUAAACAAUGUUCCUGUUCCUAUAGAGAGCCUUUGACGACUUCUAAUUCUUUUUAAGAUUUAAAAGGUCUGAUGGAGUCUCUAAUUUGAGAGAUCAUUUUGGGAGGGAGGGAGGUGAGUUGUCCAAGCAUUAAAAUGGCUUCCCUCCAUAGUCUCGCUGGUAGUGAUUCACCAUACUUUACCUGACAAGUGGAUGGUGACUCAUCCUCUUCCCCAGCUGCCCAGUACAGCCAAAGUUAGAAUUAGGAACUACUGUUCUUCAUUUUACCAUCUUUCCUAAAUUAUGGGUAAGAAAACAGGUACUGAUGGGGCUGGAUCUAAGUCCCCUUCUCCCUUCCUCUCCUAUAUAAAUUUUUAUAUCCUCUAGGAGUUUCUUGACUUGGCUGCUAUACUAUUUCCUUCUCUUUUCCAUCUCCUCCCUCUCAUCUCCCAGCUAUGGAAGAUAAGAGAUCAAGAUGUGGCAAUGAAAGCCCCUUAAUCUCCUUGGAUAUCGCAGGCUAGAGAGGUCUGCACACCUAUACUACACAAUGAUUCUUACACAUCCCCAGGCUGUGGGUUGGGGGGGAAAUUAUUUCCUUCUUCCUCCUACCUAGUAGACUUGGAAAAUCAUUCUUGUUUGACUAGGGGCAUAGAGGAAUCCAUUUGCCUUUGCCCUCAUCUAUCUUUACCUCACUUCAUCAGGUAUUCUUCUACCCUUACCCACCCCUACUAAGCUCAUUUCCUUGGGAGAACAAAGAUUUACACUUUAAAUCCCUGUUCUAUGUGUCACUCCCCCAAGGCAGGCUUAAAUGGUCAUAAUGAAGACUAUUGUGUUUGAGGUGACUAUUGGGUGGAGGUGGAACAAAGGUGGGGGAGUGUGUUUGAAAAUGGAGGGACCGACUGAUAGGAUUUUAUUUAAAUAAAAAAUACCACUGGAA